Molecule: messenger RNA, 10055 nt
Organism: Eriocheir sinensis (Chinese mitten crab)
Lineage: Eukaryota; Metazoa; Arthropoda; Malacostraca; Decapoda; Varunidae
Product: mucin-19-like
Exons: 8
Coding region: 500-8719 (2739 amino acids)
Biological process (GO): positive regulation of transcription by RNA polymerase II
Cellular component (GO): transcription regulator complex; nucleus; histone methyltransferase complex
Source: RefSeq, a predicted model, not a curated record
GCGUAAACAAGACGUUGCAAAUGGCGGCGAAUGUUAUUGUUUAAUGGAGUCCGUAAUAUUUGACACUCAUGCCCGGAUUUACCGCUCCAACAGGUAAGCUGCGGCGGUUCGGUGGUGCGCGGAGGAGAGUUUAACCAUCCAGGAACACGUAGCGCCAAAAAAAACCCGGAAAAGACCGCCAAAUGUGUGCGAAAACCCCUCUCACAAAAUGGUGUAGCGAGGAGUGACGUUGUUGCCUUGGCGGUGUAAGGGGCAGAAAUUUUAAAGCCACGUCGAUAAUUGCCGCGCGGGGGAGUGAGCGACGUCGAAAUCAGUGCCGCGGGGAUGCAUACGUUGGAAUAACCUCGUGCCGCCCGUGGGAGAGGCGGCGGAGGGGCGAAAAUAAGGUGCGGAGAGGUGAGGGAGGGAGGUGAACCGUCCUGCUGCUGCCCUGCCCGCCGCCCGCCCCUCAGACCCUUAUUUCCCCUUCUCCGGACACCCCCGCGCCGCCCAUGCAGACAUGGAUGGGGGUAGUGACGGGGGAGGCAGGUGUGGCGGGGGCGGGAGAGAAGAGCUGAUCGAGGCUGUUCUCACCUGCGAAGGGCACAUCUGCGACCCUGAGCUCCCGAAGAAACUGACCUGCCUCGUGCAUGCCCUGAAGCAUGUCACCCACAGCGAUUCCACCUGGUUCGUUAGGAAGGUUGAGCCAUGGAACAGCGUCCGGGUGACCUUCUCCAUCCCCCGGGAAGCUGCCAUCCGCCUCCACCAGCUAGCCCAGGCGGGUGACCAGGCCCUCAGGCAGCUGGGCAUCCUCUCGGUACAGGUGGAGGGUGACCAGGUCAUCUCGCUGAAGGUCGCUGGCCCCAACAACGAGGCGACGGAGAUUGUGCUGCGGACGGACGGUGGCGCUGGCGAUGGUGCCGGCACCUCCAGUGUGGCCCGGUCCGUCACCACGGCGCUGGGUGGGGCCGGCCUCAUGCCCGCCCACCCCCCGGAGAUAGCCUCCACCUCAGCAUUCCGCAGCCCGGGCAUGCUGGGGCCACCCAUGGAGGGCAUGGCCAUGGCCCCGCGCCCCAUGGCCCCGGUCAAGGCGCCGUUCUCUUUUGGGAGCAUGAACCGCGUCCAGACCAUCCGGGAGCUGCAGCACCAGCAGCCCAUGAUGGGCCACGUGGCGGCGGUGGCAGGGCCUCCGCCGCCCCCGCCCCAGCGCCCCAUCUACAACCCCCCGCCUCCGUACCCCAACCUGGACCCAACACACCAACCGCCCAUGCGUGCCCCGGCGGUGAUGACAGUGGGGCAGAGGCCGCCCCUGCCCCAAUUGCCGCCGCAGCUCAACGGAGCCCAGUACGUGGCGGCCGGUCCGUCGGGCAGUGUGGGCCAGGUGGGCCAGGUGGGCCCCGUGGCCCAGCCCGGCACGCAAGUGUUGCCUUCUGUUGUGCAAGCCAGUUCAAAUCAGCCUGUUAGUGGUAGCUACCCAGUGCCAGUGACCCAGACGGUAAAUAACCGCGCAGUGCAUGGCCCCGCAGUGAAGGGCGUCCCAAGGACAGGCGGGACUGGCAUCAACAGUCCCCUCUUGGUGGACCUGCUGCGCCAGCCCGACCACCAGCCCAGGGCCAAGGCCACCCUGGCUGGCUCCCCCCAUGGUUCCCCUGCCCCGGCCUCCCCCUCCUCCCGCUCCACCACCUCCACCCCCUCCUCAGACUCCCUGCCCCACACCCCAUUAGCCAACCUACCUCUGCCCGUGGUGCCGGCCAUCUCCCCCCCACCGCCCAGCGCCCCCACAGCCUACAAUGCCGUGGUGACGGCUGCCGGGCCCUCCGGGCUGUCCGGGGCCACGAUGGCUGCCCCAUACAGUGCUGGCUUUGCCGGGCGGACCAAGGACGUGGUGCAGACCCACCAGCAGGUGUACUCUGGGGGCUCAGUGAUCACCAGCACUGUGGCGCCCCACCCCAGGCUGCCCAACAGUGUGAGUGGGGGGCUGCAGCAGCACCCGCAGGCCACGGGGCAGCCCCCACCUGGCCCCCGCCUGCCCUAUGUGGCUGAUCAGCGAAGCAUGCCUGUAACGGCCGGCCCCAGCACCUCCAAUCCCCACCCACACCCACACCCACACCCUCACCCUCACCCCCACCCUCACCCCCACCCCCACCCCCACCCACACCCCAAGGUGCCUGUGCAGCACCAACCCCGGCCCACCAGCCAUCUCAGCCACCCUGGCCACCCCAGCCUCCCCAACCAUCCUAGCCACGCCAACCACCCCAGCCACUCUGGGGAGCCCCGUGCAGCGGCAGCGGCGGCGGCAGCAGCAGCCGCCGCCGCUGCUGCUGCUGCUGCUGCGGCGGCGGCGGCAGCAACUGCAGCCACUGCUCCACCAGUGUCGGCCUCCUCGCCCCAGCACAGCUCUGGGAGCAAGGAGAGCCAGUACCUUAUCAACCCCAACACGGGCCUGCUGGAGCCCCGGCCCAGCGAGAGCUCUGACUCAGAGCCCGAGGCACGGCCGCACUCCCCGCCCAGCCAGGAGACACACUCCAACUCCGUGGUGUCCGAUGACGAGUCCAACAUUAGUGCCGCCUCCAAGAAGGAGACCGACCAGUCGGACUCUGAGGCCUCCCGGCUGUCCGUGCUGAGCGUGGACUCCAAGAAGGCCGCCACUGCUGCUGCCGCUGCUGCGGUUGCUGCUGCCUCUGCCUCUGCCUCCUCCACUCCAGACCGACCCAAGGCCCUCGAGAGGGACGCCAGUCCGGCGGCCGCCUCGCGGGAGAACAGUGUGGUGAGCUCCGGCGCCUCGGCCGGGGAGUCCAUCAAGCUGAAGCUGACCAUCGGACGGGAGCCUGUGGCCUUCGUCACCAAGCCCAGGAAGGGGGAGCGUAAGGAGGCCGCCACCAACUCCUGCCUGGCGCCGGGGAGCAGCGCAGAGCCCCGGGUGCCCAAGCUGCAUAUCAAGCUGAAGUCCAAGCAGGCGGUGAUCGUGAACCCCCUGGGUGACGGGGACAGCCCCCGGGCCCCGGAGAAGGAGGCCGCCAAGGAGGACAAAAACAAGCGGCGGAGCUACAGGAACAAGUCCCGCAGCAGCGAGUCCGACAGCGACAGCGGCAAGAUGCGCGGCCUCAAGAUCAAGGGCAACAAGGACAAGGGCGGCGGCGAGGAGGGCUCCACCAUCCUCAAGUUGGACGGCAAGAAGGUGAAGGUGGAGCCCGAGGAGGAGGAGACGCCCCUCAAGAUGAAGUUCAAGGAGAGCAUCGAUGGCAGACUCAAGCCUGCUAAGUCCCUGGAGGACGGCCGCCUGCCCCUCAGCAAGGCCGAGAGCUCCAAGCUCUCCAAGGGGGAAAACAAGUUCAGAACACGGCUUAAAACAAAGACAGCGAUCAGGAAGGUUGGCGACCUGAACAGUGUUGGUGAAAUAGCUAGUCACAAAAUUCUGGAUACUCUUCCCCCCAGCAUCACCCGCGUGGCUGCCCUCCACACUCAGCAGCCCCAUAUCAACCCCUCCUCCUCCUCCUCCUCCUCCUCCACCUCCUCCUCCUCUUCUUCUGCCUCUCCCUCCUCCACAUUGCUGCCCCCACCCAUCCCCAGCGCUGCCUCGGUCUCCAGCACGCACGGCAUCAGCGACAGCCUCAAGGCAGAGCUGGAGAAGCGUGGCAGUGAGGCGGCAGCCAGCAGGAAGAGUGAAGGGAAGGGGGACGGGGAGAAAGCAGGCGAAGGUCUGAGCCGGCUGCACGCUGUCAACAACCUGGCCAGCCUGAUGAAUGGCGACCUGAGCCACGGCGAGAAGCUGCUCCUGGGACGCCGGCGCCAGAACAGCCAGCCGCAGCCCUCCCCCGGGCCUCAGCAGCCCCCACAGGCACAGCCACAGCAGCAGCCCUCACAACCACAACCACAACCACAACCACAGCCACAGCAGCAGCAGCAGGUGGAUGGACCAAGCAGUAGCAAGCUGACAAUCAAGAAGAAGGGGUCUGGGGAGACACACACCCUGGAGUCCCUGAAGAAGGACCUUCCUGAAGGUAUAGGCAGCAUCCCCAAGUACCUGAACUCCUCCGUGAUGAUCAACAAAGUGUCUCACUCCCCGGAGAAGCUGCCUUCCUCCCGUCAUGAAGAUCCUGCCGACAAGAACGUCAAGAAGCUGGAGCUGCCCAAGCACGCCAUUUGCAAAGACCUGGCCAGCCUCAAGGCCAACUCUGACAUCACCAUCCACAGCGUCACCAAGAAUGAGACGCUGAGCUUCGGCAAGGGUGGCGGCGGCAGUGACGGCGAACGUGGCGGGAGCGUGGUGCCCAAGGUGAAGAGUGAGGCACCCAAGGUCGGGAAGGUGACCCACCUGGACGUGAACGACAGGAAGGCUCUGCAGGACGCCCUCAAGUUCUCCCAGAGCUCGACCAAGAAGAACGACACUCACUCGAGCAGCGUGCACGACCUGCUGAGACGCUUCAACGCCAUAGACAGUUCAACUACAGUGCCUGUGUCUUCUCAGUCUGAGAGUACAAACAGCACCUCCGGAGUGAAAGUGGAACCCAAAGUCACAGAAACUCCAGAUAAGGUGAAGCAUGAGGUGAAAAGUGAUGACAAAAGUGAGAGUAAAGAACCACUUCUUUCAAGUGUUAAUUCAUCAAACAGCUGUGAUACUAGUGUUAAAGUGGAACCUGAGCAGACCAAGAUAUUAGAACAAGCUAAGGCUCCAGAGUUUCCUGGAAAUGUCAUCUUGACUAAGGGUGAGGUGGAGAGCCCGGACGGCACUCCCAAGGGCGAGCACGGGAGUGGCCAGGGCGGGGAGGACUCUGGCAUUGAGUCCAUGGACGCUCUGUCUGAAAAGAGUCCAAACCAGAGUGACCAGAGUCCCACCCGGAGGGACGACAAGGAGUGCGAGCCUUUCCCUGAUAAAAGCUCAAGUGAUAAGACUGUCUGUAAGCGCGAACCGGCGAGUGGCAGCGGUGGUGGCAACAGUAACAGUGGCGGCGGUGGUGGUGUGGGGUCAGGAGGGGCACAGAACCAUGUCAGGGGCGCGAGUGAAGAACCCGAGACCAGUGCUCAAGUCCAGAUAAAGACUGAACCCGCGGAACCUGAGGAGGCCGCUGGUGAGGGUGGUGCGGGGGCGAGUGGGGAGGCGGGGGGGAGCACAAAGUGUGGGGGCGGGGACAGGGGUGCGGGGGUGAAGGCAUGCGAAUCUCUGGGGAGCGCUGAGAGUAAGCCCGUCGUUAUCAAGAAGGAGCCCGAGGAAGAGCCGCCUGCUUCCCCGAAAGUCGAGGAAACGCAGUCCGGACCCACAGGCAACUCUGCUAGUCCUGCCAAGGCCCCCACGAUACCCAAAGCAGAGGACCCUACUGCUGCCACCCCCUCCCCUACCCCUCCUCCUGCUCCUGCUGGGGAGAAGUGUGCACCCCAGCAGGAAGCACUGCCUCCACCCAAGAGUGAGGAAUGUGACACAACCUCCACCACCACAACCACCACUUCAUUAUCAUCCACUUCAUCAUCAUCAUCAUCAUCACCUUCGUCGUCUCCGUCAUCAUCAUUGCCUGUUCCACCUACGUCAUGUUCAUUGCCUGUCACCUCCACCUCCUCCCUUCCACCUGUCACUUCCUCCUCCUCCACAUGCUCUCCUGGGUCUGCUUCAUCUUCCACUCCCUCUUCCACUUCCUCCUCCACCACCACCUCUUCCCCUUCCCCUGUCCCCACCACUGCCUCCUCUUCUGUCACUUCCACCUCCUCCUCCUCCUCCUCCUCCUUCUCCUCACCACUUAUUUCCACCUCUUCCACCUCCUCCUCUUCCACACCCACCACCUCCUCCCCUCCCACAUCCACCACCUCCCCUCCCUCCCCUGUCAGCACUAGCUCCACUUCUGUAGCAUCCACUCCUGCCCCUGUAACCACCAACACACCCCCUGCCACAUCCACCUCCCCUUCCCCUCCACCUCCACCCACCUCCACUGUUCCAUCCACCACCUCUUCCUCUUCCUUGCCCUCCCCUGCCAUUGCCACUCCUGUCACCUCUUCUUCCACUUCAGUUCCUUCAUCACAGCCCUCCUCCACCUCCUCUUCCACAUCCAGCACCUCCUCCUCCUCCUCCUCUGUUACCUCUCCUCCUGUCUCUUCCUCCACCUCCUCCUCUACCACCACCACCACGGCUGCCACCUCCGCCUCCACCACCACCACUGUCGCUGCCCCAAUUCCCCCAGCAGUGAGCACUCCCCCAGUCUCGCUGCCAUCCCCCACCUCCCCCACCCCCUCCCCGAGCCCCCCAGCCCCCCUCUCCGUGUACUCCUUCACCCCGCCAGCCGGCAGUGUGUCCCUGGCCCCCUUAAGCUCAGCCGUCGCCAGCGCCACCGCAUCAACCACCACCACCACUGUCUCUGCCCUGCCCCCCACCCUGCCCGCCCCCUCCCCGACUCCCACCCCCUCCUUGUGUUCCCCUGCCACCUCUAGUCAUAACUUCAGUGCCCCGGACAGCCCGAGCCUCACGCUGGUCUGCUCCACCACCAGCACCACCACCACUGUCACCACCACCUCCACCAUCACCACCCCCCUCACGCCGGCCAGCGCCGCGUCACCCAACAUCACCCUCACCACCACCACUACCACAUGCACCACCACCAGUCACACCCCUGUUGUCUCAAGCAUCUCGGUGAUUCCCACAGUGCCUCACUCUCCAAAGAUUACAGCUCCGACCACCGCCGCCGCCGCCGGCACCCUCGUACUUUCCAAGCCGUCACUCCUGGCCUUCACACUCACCCGGCCGCUGAGCAGCAGCGCGCCCUCGCAGGUGUCCUCCAUCCAGGCCGCGGCCCUGCCCUCCAUGGACAAGCUGCCCAUCCUGUCUAGUCCCCCUGACCUGGGCGGCGUGUCCGGCCUGUCCUCCGGCAGCGCCGCCCCCAGCGCCAGCGGGGGAAGCGGGGGCGUGGCGGCGUCUGGGCCGGGCGCCAAGGUGGUGACGCUGAAGCCCAGCAGCAGCCAGGGUCAGGUGAGCACGCCGCUCAACCUUCCCCCGGGGACAACUUUUCGGCUAGUGGCCCUGCCAGGUAACAGUGCCAUGGCUCCCACCACCAGUGCGGUUAAGGUAGUGGUGUCGCCCGUCAAAGGCCAGCUGAGCCAGCAGGUGACGUCCGGCAUUGGCAGCAUGACCGUGGUGACGGUGAAGCCCGUGGUGAUGGCGACAGGUGGGGCCAAGAACAGCCACCUCCUACAGACGCUCGCGGUCAACAAGACCGAGGAAUCUAGUCCUCCCUCCCUCCUCAAGGCUCAACUUACCGCCCCCACCCUCACCACCUCCCCCCAGGCCGUGGCCACUUCCGUCACCAACGCAGCUGCCACGCCCAUCGUGUCCAGCACCCUCACCAAUGGCGAUGACACCGAGGACCUGGACUUUGUGGGCUUCUCCAGCACGCCGCAGGCCAAGCUGCUGCAGCCUGGCGAGCUGCAGCGGGAGAUAUCCCGGGCAGACACCCUGGAGAGCCUGCUGUCAGACUCCUGCAAAAGUCCCGAGGUGCUGUCCCCCACCGGGGAGGAGCCCACGCCCCUCAGGGUGCACCCGCCCCUCUACACCUAUGGCAACAGGGAGCGCAAGAAGGACGUGGAGUCCGAUGCGGAGGACAAAGACCGGGAGGAGGCGAAGACCCUGUCCGAGUGUGAGGGCAACUCUGAGCUGAAGGGCAGCGACCUGCUGGGCCUGGAGAAGGAGAAGGAGGAGUGCGCAGCGGGCGUCAAACCCAAGGCCAGGGACAAGAAGUUUGAUGCGCUGUCCAUAGAGAUCCCGCCCUCGGACCCCAGCCUGGCGGAUGACAAGCGGCUCACGCGGAGCACCAGGCAGAGCAUCCGGCUGGCCAGCCCCAAGGUGAACAGCCCUGGGGCAGACCACAGCCCCAAAGUGGACCGCAGGAGCCCCGCCAGCAUGCUGUCCAUGGGCAAGCCCAGCCCCGUGUCGGUGCUGCGGCCCAGCGUCAGCCCAGCCACCCGGGGCACCAAGCGCCGCCGCCACGAGUCUGAGAGCAGCAACGCCUCCAGCAUCAACGACGACGCCCAGGAGCCCACCGCCAAGGUCACCCGCAGGAAGCCGCCAGACAAGACUGGGGAUGAGUAUGAGAGCUCGGAGGAUGACUCGCUGGAUGGCGGCGGGGGAAUCAGCAAAAAGAGGAACCCAUCCGCUGCAUCCACCUCCACCAAUGAGGAUGACGAUGACUCCAGGCCAUCGUCACGCAGCAGCCGCACGUCCUGCAAGGCAGCGAGGAGCAGGGAGCGGCAGAGCUCAGCGGAGUCCACGGGCACCACGCGGGACACCACGCCCACCCGCCGCACGCCGCGCCAGAACAACCGCGCCUCCACCAAGGAGCGCUCCCCCGAGCCAGCCAGGGAGCGGGGGCUGGCGGCGCAGAUAGCGGCAGCCAAGGCAGCGGCCGCCGCCAGGGAGAGCAGGGACAAGGCCGUGGCCACCUCUGCUGCCGCCAAGGACCCGCUGAAGGAGAAAGAGGUAACCAGGGAGAAAGAAGUGGAGAGAAAAGAACCCUUGAGGGACAAAGAUGCUCAAUUAAAAGACAAGAGAAUUCCCACUGUCGUGCUGAAGGAGACGAAAAUCAUCCUGAAGGAGAAGAGUCCCCAGUCCAAGGACAAGGACAAGAGUCCUGUCCAGGGCACCAAGACUAGAAAAGACAGCGAGCAGUCAGAGCCGGACGCCAGCAACAGGAGGAAAACCAGAAGUACAGCAACAACAAAUGAAGACACACCCAACAAAAGAAGAAGAAUGUCCAAAGAAAAAUAGUGUCAAGCAUAUCUUGCUGAUAGGAGGGUGUGGCAGUGCUUCUGAAGCCUGAGAGUGUCCUACAGCAAGUGUUUUGACAGUGUGAAGUGUUGCUGUGAGCAGACAGCAGUGUGUAUCAGUAUUAGAAAAAAUAAGUGCAAUAACAUUCUCUCUUACGCUGUCUGUCUCCUUCCGUUCCUACGGUGGCGGCCGCAGCGUGGCGGCGGCAACGGCGGCCGCCACUCACUUUCCUGUAUCACGUUACCUCUGCCUGACCACUGCGCUAAGUUUCCCGGAAGCAGCGCCAAAGACAACCAAGACUCCAUCGCUGACGACGAACGUUUUGUCCUCUGUCCAUCUUGGGAGCUUGUUUCCUGAACUUUGCCCGUAGUGGAUAAACUCCUGAACUCCUGAGAUCUCAGCCUUUGGCAAACCAUGAUUAUUUCAUUAACUCUGCAGAAUCUGUAGGCUAUUAUGUUACAUAUGCAGUAGGUUUUCUCUGCUGCACUACUGCUUAAGAAGACUUUAGUGCUACACUCAGCAUUGUGGAUUGUCAGUACAGCUGUAGCCACAGAGGACAGCUGAAUGCAAUGACCGUGUGAUUUUCUAGGGUGCCGUAGCCCACCCUCCCCCAGUGAGAGAGUCUCCUGGUAGUGUUGUCAGGGACGAGGCGGUGGUGUGGCCGCCCGGCGCCGGCCGUGGGUGCGCCGGCCGCCCGCACGCUGCAGGGCGCCCACACUUUUUUACACCACACACCUCUAUUGUACAUGUAGAUUGUAUAUAUUGGUGAAUGUUUUUAAAUGUACAAAGUCCAGCAAAGUGAAUAUUUUCUGUGUAUUUCUGUAUAGAUGACUGCAAGUAGAUGCAGAUCCUGUAAAUUAGAUGCUUAAAUUGUAGAACCUAUCAAGGUGACUCCGGCUGUAUUUAUUGUACAUAGUGUAAUCUGUUGUAUAGACUACCACUACUGCAAACAACCUCGUUAUCAAUGAUGUUUGUUUCUCCACGUCCUGUGCCCGACGAUGCCGUUUUUUCCGAACACCUCACACGCACUCCUUUCCAGACACAGCCGACGUCCGCAGCCGCCCGUGCCGUGUCGCCGCGGGGACGCGCGUGUCGGGCUCCAGAUGAUCAUUUCGUUUUAUGAACUUGAUCGUGGUACGUGCACAGACAUUGGGCUCUGGGCCCUGUCACUGAAGGCAUGAGCAAUGUAAAAUGUUUGUAAUUUACCCUAAUCUAUUUUUUUUAGCUUUACGGCAUGAAAAUUAUUCUUUAAUGGCCCUAUUGAUUCUAUUGUAAUGUAAGAUUUCAUAUUUUACAUUGUUAUGAAUAACAGUUUUAAUUAUAUACAAUGACUUUC